This is a messenger RNA of Pseudophryne corroboree (corroboree frog), 675 nucleotides long. RefSeq lists its product as uncharacterized. Bases 22 to 675 code for a protein of 217 amino acids. The transcript is spliced from 3 exons. The record is from RefSeq and is a predicted model, not a curated record. NCBI's taxonomy places the organism in Eukaryota, Metazoa, Chordata, Amphibia, Anura, Myobatrachidae.
UGUUUUAUUUUUCUCACAGCAAUGGCUUCUUACAUGGACCGGGAGUUCACAACUGGAUUCAUUGAUGUGUAUCGGGCCAGCGAAUGUCUGUGGAAGGUCCGUAGCAAGGAUUUUUCAAACAGACAGAAGAAGGAUCAGGCCUACAGACAAUUGGUGGAGUACAGCAAAGCCCAUAACAGUGAUGCUGAUCUACUUUGGGCGAAGAAGAAGAUAGCAAACUUGCGGACGGUGUUCAAGAAGGAACACACACGCGUGAUCGAGUCUCAACGUUCAGGAGCCGGAACUGAUGAUGUUUACCAGCCGACGCUAUGGUAUUAUGAACAGAUGAAAUUCCUUUUGGAGAGAGAGGCGAAAUUACAUGGACAGGGUAGCCUGGAUAAAGAGUCUCCUAAGACGCCAGAGGAAGAGGGGACCCUUAAUCCGGAAUCUACCCCGGAGGUAAUGAACACUUCCGCAACAGAGGCAACAGAACUGGAGCUCAGUGGUGAGGAGACAGCACCAUCUCGGUCGACAGCACCACCAAGGCGGAGACAAAAGAAUUCAUCAUUGAGUUCCGAUUCUGCAUCUUCCAGCACGGUUCAAUUUAUCCAGCGGGCAGAGGAAAUGCUUAAUAGGCCACCAGACUUCUAUCGUCAAUUUUCAAACACGAUAGAAUCUCAGAUACGUUUACCAUAG